AUGGAUAAUCUGCUGCCUCAGUCCAGAUGCGCUUAUUUCAAGAAAUCCCCUCUCCAUGCCAUCUGGAGGUACCUCUGGCCGCUGAGGAGCCGCCGGGCGGAGGAGCAGGUUGCACGUUUUCAAAAAAUACCUAAUGGUGAAAAUGAAACAAUGAUUCCUGUGUUGACAUCCAAAAAAGCAAGUGAAUUACCAGUCAGUGAAGUUACAAGCAUUCUCCAAGCUGAUCUUCAGAAUGGCCUAAACAAGUGUGAGGUCAGCCAUAGGCGCGCCUUCCACGGCUGGAAUGAGUUUGAUAUCAGUGAAGAAGAGCCGCUGUGGAAGAAGUAUAUUUCUCAGUUUAAAAACCCCCUUAUCAUGCUACUUCUGGCUUCUGCAGUCAUCAGUGUUGUAAUGCAUCAGUUCGAUGAUGCCGUCAGUAUCACUGUGGCAAUUCUUAUUGUUGUUACAGUUGCUUUUGUUCAGGAAUACCGUUCAGAAAAAUCUCUUGAAGAAUUGAGUAAACUUGUGCCCCCAGAAUGCCAUUGCGUACGGGAAGGAAAGUUGGAGCACACGCUUGCCCGAGACUUGGUCCCAGGGGAUACAGUUUGUCUCUCUGUUGGAGACAGAGUUCCUGCUGACUUACGUUUGUUUGAGGCCGUAGACCUCUCCAUUGAUGAGUCCAGCCUGACCGGAGAGACCACCCCUUGUUCUAAGGUCACAGCUCCUCAGCCAGCUGCCACCAAUGGAGACCUGGCGUCAAGAAGUAACAUCGCCUUCAUGGGAACACUGGUCAUCUGUGGCAAAGCCAAGGGUAUUGUCAUUGGAACAGGAGAAAAUUCUGAGUUUGGAGAAGUUUUUAAAAUGAUGCAGGCAGAAGAAGCACCGAAAACGCCUCUCCAGAAGAGCAUGGACCUUCUGGGGAAGCAGCUCUCCUUCUACUCCUUUGGUAUAAUCGGUAUUAUCAUGUUGGUUGGUUGGUUACUUGGAAAAGAUAUCUUGGAAAUGUUUACUAUCAGCGUAAGCUUGGCUGUAGCAGCGAUUCCAGAAGGACUUCCCAUUGUGGUCACGGUGACUCUGGCUCUCGGUGUCAUGAGAAUGGUGAAGAAAAGGGCCAUUGUGAAAAAACUGCCUAUUGUUGAGACUUUGGGUUGCUGCAAUGUGAUUUGUUCAGAUAAGACUGGAACACUGACGAAGAAUGAGAUGACCGUGACGCACAUACUCACUUCCGACGGGCAGCAUGCUGAGGUUACUGGAGUGGGUUAUAAUCAGUUUGGAGAAGUGAUUGUUGAUGGUGAUGUUGUUCAUGGAUUCUAUAACCCAGCUGUCAGCAGGAUUGUUGAGGCUGGCUGUGUGUGCAAUGAUGCUGUAAUUAGAAAUAACACUCUUAUGGGGAAGCCAACAGAAGGGGCUUUAAUGGCUCUUGCGAUGAAGAUGGGUCUCGAUGGACUUCAAGAAGACUAUAUCAGAAAAACUGAGUACCCUUUCAGCUCUGAGCAAAAGUGGAUGGCUGUGAAGUGUGUGCACAGGACACAGCAGGACAGACCAGAGAUCUGUUUCAUGAAGGGUGCUUAUGAACAGGUGAUUCAAUACUGCACGACAUACCACAGCAAAGGGCAGACCCUUAGCCUCACCCAGCAGCAGAGAGAUCUGUACCAACAAGAGAAGGCGCGGAUGGGCUCGGCAGGACUCCGAGUUCUUGCUUUGGCUUCUGGUCCUGAUCUGGGGCAACUGACAUUUCUUGGCCUGGUGGGCAUCAUCGAUCCUCCAAGAACUGGUGUGAAAGACGCUGUGGCAACACUCAUUGCCUCUGGGGUGUCCAUCAAAAUGAUCACGGGGGACUCGCAGGAGACUGCCGUUGCUAUAGCCAGCCGUCUGGGAUUUUAUUCCAAAACUUCUCAGUCAGUCUCGGGAGAAGAAAUUGAUGCAAUGGAUGUACAGCAGCUCUCACAGAUAGUACCACAGGUUGCCGUGUUUUACAGAGCCAGUCCAAGACACAAGAUGAAAAUUAUUAAGUCUUUGCAGAAGAACGGGUCAGUCGUGGCCAUGACAGGAGAUGGAGUAAAUGACGCAGUCGCUCUGAAGGCUGCAGACAUUGGAGUCGCGAUGGGCCAGAGCGGCACAGACGUCUGCAAAGAGGCUGCUGACAUGAUCCUGGUGGACGACGACUUCCAAACCAUAAUGUCAGCAAUUGAAGAGGGUAAAGGGAUUUAUAACAACAUUAAAAACUUUGUUAGAUUCCAACUAAGCACGAGUAUAGCAGCAUUAACUUUAAUCUCAUUGGCUACAUUAAUGAACUUCCCUAAUCCUUUGAAUGCCAUGCAGAUUUUGUGGAUCAAUAUUAUCAUGGAUGGCCCUCCAGCUCAGAGCCUUGGAGUUGAGCCAGUGGAUAAAGAUGUCAUUCGUAAACCACCGCGCAACUGGAAGGACAGCAUUUUGACCAAAAACUUGAUCCUUAAAAUCCUUGUUUCAUCAAUCAUCAUUGUUUGUGGGACUCUGUUUGUCUUCUGGCGAGAGCUACGAGACAAUGUGAUCACACCUCGAGAUACAACGAUGACGUUCACAUGCUUUGUGUUUUUUGACAUGUUCAAUGCAUUAAGCUCCAGGUCCCAGACCAAGUCGGUGUUUGCCAUCGGACUCUGCAGUAAUAAGAUGUUCUGCUACGCGGUUCUCGGCUCCAUCAUGGGACAGUUACUGGUCAUUUACUUUCCCCCACUUCAGAAAGUGUUUCAGACUGAGAGCCUUAGCAUACUAGAUCUCCUGUUCCUUGUGGGCCUCACCUCAUCCGUGUGCGUGGUGGCAGAGAUCAUAAAGAAGGUGGAGAGGAGCCGAGACAAGGUGCAGAAGCACGGGAGUGCAGCCCCAUCGUCCUUUCUGGAAGUAUGAUGCAUAUUGCAUUCUUUUAUUUGCAAACUGAGAACUGCAGUCCGAGCAUGACUUGGAAGGGCAAGUUCCCGAGGGUGAAUGAGGACUGGAGAACUUCUCAAAUUUCACUCACUCACAAGGAGCACUGUUCAAGGCUGGGUUUGGGCCGACCUAAGUGAAAUUACAACACAGCUCUUAAUUUAGAUGGGCCUUUACAAGUGAGUGGACUCAAAAGCAUAUGGGCAGUUAUUUAAUUUAUAAACAGGCAAUGCCUGAACCACCGUCUGCACUUAAUGAGGUCUACCAUACACACAAUCUAUCUUGAUAGAUGUAAAUUUUUUUUAAUUUUUAAAUAUUGUACUAUUUAUGGUGGUGGGGAUUUCUUACUAAUAAAACAGUAAUAAAUGUUAAUCACUUCAGAGGCAUUCUGUUGGUUUAGGUGUCCAGUCCAGGAGGGCCACGUGUCAGCUGCAGUUUUCUGUUUCCUGCACUGUAAGCAGCUGCGAGACCUUGUACAACCAUUUUUGUAUCACGUUUUUGCACAGGAUGUGACCACUGUCAGAUCACUGUUUUGUUCUUUUUGUGACUGAAAAUCCUAUACAGCAAUUUGAAGUAAAUGUUUGCUUUUCUUAGUAA
Messenger RNA from Elephantulus edwardii (Cape elephant shrew), 3477 nucleotides. It is a transcript of the gene ATP2C1, whose product is annotated as ATPase, Ca++ transporting, type 2C, member 1. Gene Ontology annotation, biological process: calcium ion transmembrane transport; intracellular calcium ion homeostasis; manganese ion transport. Gene Ontology annotation, molecular function: ATP binding; P-type calcium transporter activity; ATP hydrolysis activity. NCBI's taxonomy places the organism in Eukaryota, Metazoa, Chordata, Mammalia, Macroscelidea, Macroscelididae. The record is from RefSeq and is a predicted model, not a curated record. The transcript is spliced from 27 exons. Gene Ontology annotation, cellular component: plasma membrane; Golgi membrane; endoplasmic reticulum. Bases 1 to 2862 code for a protein of 953 amino acids.